Molecule: messenger RNA, 2704 nt
Organism: Stomoxys calcitrans (stable fly)
Lineage: Eukaryota; Metazoa; Arthropoda; Insecta; Diptera; Muscidae
Exons: 3
Coding region: 49-2541 (830 amino acids)
Source: RefSeq, a predicted model, not a curated record
GUUGGGAAUAACAACCGAUCAAGUGCAAAAUACAAAAAUAAAUAAAUAAUGGAAGAAAAUGACAUUGAAAUGAGAGAUGCUAUAAUAUCCUCCCCUGCGGGAUAUAAAAUCGACACAUUGACACUCUCAGAUCCCGAAGAAGAUGAUAAUUUAGAGGAUGAGGAGCGCGAUGAGUCCUUGUUGUGGUCCAUAGAGGAUACUAUGUUUUUUGCUCAAGGCCUAAGGAACCAUAGUGCGGGCAAAAGCAAAUCUGUAUUUGUCACAUGGAAUGAAAACUAUCUGCUUAAUUUUGUCUUCAAGACUUCAAGCAAAAAUAAGAAAACUACCUUAACAAAAGUACACCUCACAAUGCCACAAGCACCCACUCCGGAAGCAGAGGCAGAAGAAGUUGUAGAUAUGCUAAUAUUGGAAAUGAAUACGCUGCUGUUGAUGAAAAGUGGAAGAGUUUAUUACUUUAGCUCGGUUAAGGCUAUGCACAUGGUAUCCUGGCUAAAUAAUGUGAGAUGCUUCUGCAAUUGUCCCCAGACUCAGUUUGCAGUUAUACGUCUGGCGGAGCAUGAAACAACAAAACAGUUACUCUUGGAGGUUUAUCAAGAUGUGCCGCAUUUAGGUGAAACCCUCAAUGCUGGAGAAGUUGUUCACCACAGCUAUGACAUUAGUUUUGACCAACAAAAUCUUUUCAAUUGCAAUUGGGAUAGUGAACGUUACAUUUUGUUCUCACUGAUUGCUGAUGAGGAAAAUAUUGGAUUUUUAAAGCAACUCGUUUCUAUAGGAAAUGUUAUGCGGUCCAAGGAGGAAAAGACUAUGUUGGAAAUGAAUCAAGAAGUGCAUAUAUUCACCAUAUCGGGUAAUAUGUUUGUACUCAUUGGCGCUAUGUCUUCUCAUGACAGCAAUCCCUCCAAAGCCCAAGUCCAAGACUACACCAUACAAUUGUUAAAUACUUAUGCCACUACCAUCGAGUGUAUACAAAUUGAUACUGUAAAGAAUAUUCUCAUAGUGGUGCUGCAAUCAGGUCACAUGGAUAUAUGGUAUAAAAGUACACGCAUGGUUGGCUCCAUUUGCCAUUUGAGUCAUGAGAUAUCCUAUUUCACUCACUAUGAUUAUAAUUCUGGGGAUAACACUUUUUACUUUGUUAAACCCGAGGAGGUUAGCCAAUUGAGGGUUAUAGUCAACAGCAAUCCCAAUGAGGGUGAAAACGAAUGUACCGUAAAGGAAGUGAAUAAGGCCAUUGCUGGUAUGGUAGCAUGCACGUGGGUGGAAAAUCUUCAUCAAUUGAUUUGUCUAAGUAUCAAUAACAUAUUCUAUAGAAUACAUUUUGAGCCUAUAUCUGAGGGAGACAGUGAAACCGCCAUAAAUGAGGAGGGUAACAAUGUAGAGUAUGAAAAUUUCAACACCCUGUAUGCCUUGACCAGCAAACGUAUGAAGGAACUUAUGAGGAAAGCCCAAAUUGUAGAGCAAUUAAUGGAGGAACCAAAAAAUUUGCAUCAGAGAGUGGAAAUGGAAUGGCAGAAGCAACAGUUACUAUCCAUGGGUUUCAAGAAAAUUUGGAAAGAUGUAUUAAAAUGUCACAUGGAAUAUCUUAUGGAGCCCAUAGUCCAAUACGAAACUGAAGAUCUUGUUUUAAGAGCUACCUUUGAUCGCGAUUGCCUACAGGAUGAUCUCAAUGGGAAUAGUAUGUAUACCGCCUUAUAUAUGACACUGAUCUGUAAGGAUAAUCUCUUUUUGUCCAUAAUACAAACGGCUGCUUGGAAAUUACAGAUAUCCAUUGAAGGCCAAAGUCUGCUACUGACCCUUCCCUCUGCCUCGGAUAUUGUUAACAAAAGGCUUUGUUUUCUAAUAAAACAUUCGACCAGGAAAAGAGAUCUUCUGCCGGAAUUCUGUGUAAGCCUAAUAACAUUUGUGCAACACAAUGCGGUGUAUUUGUGCCUUAGCCAAGGCAUUGAUGUUGUAAAGAAUGAGAAAACCUAUGCUCGUUUAUUUUCCCUGGCACCGCAGAUUUUGCUGCAAGGUCAAACUCUAGGAGAUAUUGAUGGGGUUAUAAGGGAAUUUAUGUGUACUGCCAAGAAAAAGUUUGAUUCUGAUACUGGUAUACCUAUGAUAAACGAGGUCCUGCACAAAAUAAGCCAUCAACAAGCAAAGACUAUUUUAGGGAUUUUCCACAAAUCCUAUGAAAAUGAAUUGAACCUUGAGUUUAAAUUAUUUUAUCUGCGUGAGCAUGCCUUGCAUCUAAAUUAUGAUGAACCCCAACAGUUGUUAACUUUAACCAGCCAAAAACCUGAAGCUUUACUCUAUUUCAAAUUAUGUCUAAUGCAUGAAUUCAAAUCAUCUUUUGGAAAUAUAAGUUCAGUGGAAAACAAAGAGCUUCUUCAGAAAAUAAUGCAAUAUCAAGCCAAUGUGGAAAAUUUAUAUGGAUCUGGUCCCCUUACAUCUGCUGAUAUGGAUGUUGAGGGUAACAAUUCGGCUGCAGUUUCUUUACAUUUGGAGAAUUUGCUUAAAAUAUAUUCUAUGCUGCGCAGUGAAUUCAAUGAAUUCUUUAGAUAGUAACCGGAAACCGUCUUUUAAAAUCAACUACUGCCAAAAUUAAAGACGUAACACGUAAGAGAUUUAAUGAAUCCUGUAGAAAAGGGUGGCUAUAGAGGAUAUAGAUUUUCAAUCUACAGCCUAUUGAUUGUUAAUAAUUUUCCUAACAUACAUAUAUCAUGUA